Molecule: messenger RNA, 809 nt
Organism: Microbotryum saponariae
Lineage: Eukaryota; Fungi; Basidiomycota; Microbotryomycetes; Microbotryales; Microbotryaceae
Source: the annotation of a GenBank genome assembly
AUGCCCACCUAUGCGGAUGACGAAGACUUUGAAGACGAGCUCUUUGGUACAACGGCCAAGGGCAAGGCUCGAAGGCGGGCACUGCCUUCGUCCGUGGCCGAGAUGGUCGAUUCCUCGUCCGCGGUUUGGAACAACGACUUUUUCGUGCCUGAAGAAGGUGGAUUCCCUGCGUACGCGGUCCAAGUCGGAGGACGACCGCUCGGGAUCGAUCGAAAAUCGUGGGCUCAGAUCCUGCCUCAAAGACCCUGGACCACGGCAGGACGUCUUUCGACGGACCAGGCGUUCAAGUACCUGCUUGAUUGCUGGGGUUCUUCGAAACGUGAGUUGAUCGUCUUGGGUGUCAUGCCGGACCUUCAAGGACCCACUCCCGAGUCGCCUCAUCGUCCUACGAAGGAGAAGUGCCUCGUCAAGCAUCAACACGUCGUUGAUUUCCAUCUCCGCAUUGAUCGUGUUGGGGUUGUGCCUCCCAAAGAGGUCAAGAACUUGGUCAAGGAUCUGUACAUUGUACCGUUGAGGAAGGACGCGCCUUUGCCCGACUUUCUACAGGUGUUGGAUGAGUGCAACAUACCGCAGAAUCGUGAAACGGAUCUCUUGUUGGCCGUUUUGGUCAUUCAAAAGAACGCUUUGCCCACGGUACUACCUCUUGUCCCGACUUUGGCGGCCCCCAAGACGGCGUCUCCGGGCCCUAGCUCUCAUUCACCCCUGCCUCCUCCUACUUCUGUCAGCGCUUCGACUACAUCAGCACCCGCUCCAACCGUUCCCCCCGCUGCUUCUUCCGCUGCAGCAGAGCCGGCGCUUCCCGCCUUUGA